Marchantia polymorpha subsp. ruderalis is the source of this 1721-nucleotide messenger RNA. The record is from the annotation of a GenBank genome assembly. NCBI's taxonomy places the organism in Eukaryota, Viridiplantae, Streptophyta, Marchantiopsida, Marchantiales, Marchantiaceae.
CAUUUUUCUUAUCGGAUUAUUGGGGAGAGAUUUCUUGAGGAUUCUACUGGAACACCGGAUAGCCUUCAAAGGGCACUGGUCUCCUUCCAUAACUUUGCCAAGCGAGGCUUCGGUGGAAAAAAGGGCGCUCUGCAAAUGCGGAUGAUUUGUGAUUGUUCUUGGUAGAUGCUUCUGACAGGAAUCAGAGAAGCGCUCGAGCUCGAGCCGAUAAUUACGAGACAGCGUUUGUGAUCCGCACUUGAGAAAUGUCGAGAGAAAAGUAAAGAAACGAGAGGCAAUUUCCUCCCGUCGUCUCCGGCGCAUGCCAACUGCACAUGCCAUCAAGAAACGGAAGAAAUGGCAGGAUCACGGCGACAGGAGGAAUGCAGGCGGAGAGGAAGUCGGUCAGAAGGCUGAAUCUUGAAGUUUAAGAAACAAGGAAGAGUGAGCAGGAUCGCGGAGAGGAACGGGAGCAACUGGAAGUAAAGAUGGCGUACGCACAGGCAGCAGCGGGUCUGGUAGGGGCAGGGGCAGGCGCAGCAGAAGCCAGGAAGAUUGGAGCGAUUCUUUCAUCUACUUCUGGGAGACCUGGAAUGCGGCUCGUGCUGUCGCGACUUGCCACCACCUUGAGCCUGCGUUCCACAAACGCUCUGUCGGCCCCCAUUUGCUCCGUCGGGCGGUCUCGAAGGGCCAAGAAACUUGAGGGCUUUCGAGUAAUUAAUUGUGCUUCCCCGGUGAAUCAGAUUGGGUUGAACAAUGUCCACGGCGUCGUCACUUCCGCUGGCGGCCUGGAUGCUGAUUCCAUCGCGGACGAGGAGGAAAGAUCAGCAGAGGCCAAGAUUUUAAACAAAACCCAUCCUUCGAUUUCUUCUUUCAUGGCCGAUGUAACCAAUUUGGUGAGGUUGGUGGAUUCGAGAGACAUUAUCGAGCUAGAAAUGAAGCACAAGGAUUACGAACUCGUCAUAAGGAAGAAGGAGGCGCUGCCACCACCGCCACCUCCUCCAUCAUCGAUUCCUGGGCCGCAUGUCAUGGCGCACACUUCUUACCCAGAGUACCUUGCCCCACCUGCUGCACCUCAAGGCCCUGCCUGGGCCGAUGCAACUCCUGCUCCCGAAUCCGCUUCUGAAACUCCACAAGUGGCUCCGGCCUCGCUGUAUCCCCCUAUGCUGUCGCCCAUGGCCGGAACCUUCUAUAGAAGUCCUGCACCUGGUGAGCCAGCGUUCGUCCAGGUGGGCGACAAAAUCACCAAGGGCCAGGUUAUUUGCAUUGUCGAAGCUAUGAAGCUUAUGAAUGAGAUCGAGGCGGAUCAGUCGGGAACCAUCUUGGAAAUCGUAGCUGAAGAUGGCAAGCCCGUCUCGAUCGAAUCACCUCUGUACAUUAUAAAGCCAUGAGGACUGGCGGGAAGCGAACAUGACAACCCGGCUGGUCACCGGAACUCUUCUGCAUCUCUGAGAGCUCAAGGGAGGAGGUCGGUACUCUCAUAUAUUUUAAGCAAAGCGAUUCAUAGCCAUAGCAGCUGGAGUGGAAUCUAGCAUCUGCCUCAGCGAACUAGGUCAAUAGGGCCAUCUGUGAAGGGAUUGAUAAGUAUGUGUACGUGAUUGGGAGAACUGCAGCCCUGUCGUGUCUCUGGACUCCUCCAUGUUUCAUCGAAUUUUAGGUCUCAUGUGUCAGGCAGGAGUCCUAAAAAUGGAUUCCUCGCAUGUUUCGAAUCACGACAACAUCAAGGAGUCCGGUUCCAUUUU